Budorcas taxicolor (takin) is the source of this 2612-nucleotide messenger RNA. It is a transcript of the gene ASB13, whose product is annotated as ankyrin repeat and SOCS box containing 13. The coding region runs from base 54 to 890 and encodes 278 amino acids. Gene Ontology annotation, biological process: protein ubiquitination; intracellular signal transduction; positive regulation of protein catabolic process. NCBI's taxonomy places the organism in Eukaryota, Metazoa, Chordata, Mammalia, Artiodactyla, Bovidae. The record is from RefSeq and is a predicted model, not a curated record. Gene Ontology annotation, molecular function: protein binding. The transcript is spliced from 6 exons.
CCCGCGGCGGUGCGAGUGGCGGAGCCGCGGACCGGGGCGCUGGAGCCGGUGUCAUGGAGCCCCGCUCCUUGGACGGCAGCUUCCUGGGCGACGUGGGUUUCUGGGUGGAGCACACCCCUGUGCAUGAGGCGGCCCAGCGGGGGGAGACCCGACAGCUGCAGCAGCUGAUUGAGAGUGGGGCCUGCGUCAAUCAGGUCACAGUGGACUCCAUCACACCCCUGCAUGCGGCCAGUCUGCAGGGCCAGGUGCAGUGCGUGCAGCUGCUGCUGGCCGCUGGGGCCCAGGUGGAUGCUCGCAACAUUGACGGCAGCACCCCGCUCUGUGAUGCCUGUGCCUCAGGCAGUGUCGAGUGCGUGAAGCUCCUGCUCUCCUAUGGGGCCAAGGUCAACCCACCCUUGUACACAGCGUCUCCGCUGCACGAAGCCUGCAUGAGCGGAAGUUCCGAGUGUGUGAGGCUUCUGAUCGAUGUUGGGGCCAACCUGGAAGCGCACGACUGCCACUUUGGGACCCCUCUGCAUGUUGCCUGUGCCCGCGAGCAUCUGGACUGUGUCAAAGUGCUGCUCAAUGCGGGGGCCAACGUGAACGCGGCGAAGCUCCAUGAGACGGCGCUGCACCACGCGGCCAAAGUGAAGAACGUGGACCUCAUCGAGAUGCUCAUCCAGUUUGGGGGCAACAUCUACGCGCGCGACAACCGGGGGCGGAAGCCGUCGGACUACACGUGGGCCAGCAGUGCCCCCGCCAGGUGCCUGGAGCACUAUGAGAAGACCCCCCUUAGCCUGUCUCAGCUCUGCAGGGUGAGCCUGAGGCGGGCGGCUGGCGUCAGGGGGCUGGAGAAGAUCGCCAGGCUGGACAUCCCUCCCCGGCUCAUCGACUUCCUCUCGUACAACUGAGCUUCAGGCGCGAGGUCCAGGCAGCCAGUGACUCGGGGCCGAGGGGGGUUCUCUGCCCUCAACGUUGGAAACUGUGCCGCUGCUGUGGGGAGCAGCACCCUGAGUCCCUCCGGACCGUCCUGUUUCGUCUUCUGUGCAGACCCUUGGCAGAUGUUUCUAAGGCCGUGGGAAAGGCCUGGGGCUGGCCCUCCCUGGACUUUGGUCCAGCUCCCUCCAGCUUCCUCCCGGCUGUGCCAGUGUCUCUCUUCAUGACCUUCCUCGGAGGGAUUCUCAGGACAGACUCUCCAGAAGCACGGGGGGGCCAGGUGGGGCUGGGGAGCCAGGGCUCUGAUUCCGUUUCCACACACCUGGGAGGCACCACCCCUGAUUCCUUCAGCGCCGGGUGGCCUUGGAUGUGCAAAGGGAGGAGCCUGCACUGCAGGGGGUGGGCCCCUGGGAGUGGGUCCCGGCCGGGCCCGGGACAGCACUUUGGGGACAGCCUGCCCCCUUGGGUGCUGUUUUCUGGAGCUACAGUUGGCACCUUGUGAGACCACCUGUGCCCAGGUGUGCCCAUCACUCAGGGGGCUUUAUAUGGGUCUCAGUGGGGAAGCAUCAGGCUUCCUAUUCCCACAGUGUUUCUUAAGUUUUUCUCCAGUCUGAGGUCUCAGCUCUUUUAAAAAGUAUAUGCUGGUGAUGAAAACUUUUAGACACAUGUGCUGUAGCACUUAGGUUUUGUUAACAAGUCUGUAAAGCAACAGGUAACAGGAAGGCGUCUUAGCACAUCCUCCCUGGGGUAGUGAUUUCCAAUGUGAAGCACCUCUGGGAAACUCUUUAGAGACUGUUUUUCAUCUUUCUACAGCUGCUAAAUGAAUUCUUUGCCCACCCCAAGUUUUGCUAAUUUCCUGAAGCUCUGCAGUUGGCAGAAGAGGUUGCAUCACCCUCUGCCAGGUCGAGCGUGGAUUCAUGCAUUUUUUGUGGACACUUAAGGAACAUCUGAGCUUCAGGCACUGCCUUGGUGCUGUGAGCUGGCCAGGAAUCAGACUCAUCAUCCAGUCAGGGCGAGAAAGUGUUGCACAAUCUGAUUUUAGUAAUAGAAAGAAACAAGUAAUUCUACAUUAUAAACCAUGAGGUGACAUGACAUAGUAUGUUCAAACUGCAUCUGUUUGCUUAAGAUUCUGUAUCAUAAUUUAAAAUCUCAGGGGUUAAACUAGAGGGCGUUUGUAUAAGUAGUUGAGGUCUAUUUGGUUUGGGGGGCAAUGGAGAAAGUACCCCUUGGGAACUCUCUUGUGGGUCAGGCCUCAAGCCAGUGUCCCCAGAAAUGUUGACCUCACCAGGUUCCCCUGGAGAGUGUGGGGGGAAGAAUGAGCCUGGUGGGUCAAGGUCAUGCCAGCUGUGCUCACGACCAGGGGCACCUCUUGGCAGGGCUACACGGGUGGGGCCCAUACAUGGUGGAAAGUUCUGUGCUGGCAGCUGUGGGUAUUUUCCGCUCCACUGCUCAGGCUGUUAGGAUGGUGCUUCCUCGUACAAGGAGAUAAGAGCCGCUCCCAUUUGCUGCAGGUGUAGAUACGAGUUCUGGGUCAAUCAGUGUAUCCAUGUGCACUAAUCACACACACACACAAAAGCGCCAGGUUCUGCCCUUUCAUCUUUGUAACAGGAACUUGCCUGUGUCUGUGAAAGCUGCUAACGUUUCCACAUGUGGGACACCAGGGGCAGAGUCUGGUUCCUGCAUUUACUGCUCAAUAA